CUGGUUCCGGGUGCAUUCACCUUCCCGCCAGCAUCAUCAAUGGCUGGAUCGAUCUGGUCAGCGUCUAGCUUCGCGUAACGAAUCUAACAUCGCUUGAUUGCUUUCUUACCUCGCACGAUGGGAGGUCUCACAUAUGGAGUCGGAGGCGCGUCGACAGUGCUGACCGUGGUCGGUCUAUAUAUGCUGUUUAAUGGCGAGGGGGAGCAGUUCAAUGUCGGAGCUUUUCUAGAAAGCAUUUCACCAUACACAUGGGCGAGUUUGGGAAUAGCCCUGUGCAUUGGUCUUUCUGUUGUCGGCGCAGCAUGGGGAAUAUUCAUCACCGGCUCCUCGAUCAUCGGCGGUGGUGUCAAAGCACCGAGAAUACGAACCAAGAACCUUAUCUCCAUUAUCUUCUGUGAGGUCGUUGCUAUCUACGGCGUCAUCAUGUCUAUCGUCUUCUCUGCGAAACUCGAAGCGGUUCCACAAGACAACAUUCAUUCUGCUGGCAACUAUUACGCGGGCUAUGCCUUGUUUUGGUCCGGCAUCACCGUGGGCAUGUGCAACUUGAUAUGUGGUGUCAGCGUUGGCAUCAAUGGAAGCAGUGCUGCGCUGGCAGAUGCGGCUGAUCCUAGCUUGUUCGUCAAGAUUUUGGUCAUCGAGAUCUUCAGCUCUGUCUUGGGUUUGUUUGGCCUCAUCAUCGGCUUGCUCGUAUCUGGCAAGGCUCCGGACUUCAAGUAACCGUGCAUAUUUUGCAUUGUAAAUCGAACAAGAAGAAAGAGAAGUCCCUCCAAGGCCGGGGUAGCAACGCAUUGGAAUUGCGUCCUUGCAAUGUCAAUCCGAUUGCGGUAUGGCUUUUACUGCUGACGCUUAGUGGAUUCAAGCAGAGGCAUAUUUUGCGAAGGAAAAUGCAAGCUUCCAUAUUGCAAGAGGCUUUGUGUAAAUAAGGGAGUGAUUUCAGCACAGGGUUUGUGCCGGAGAAGUCAUCUGUCGUCUUUCGCAGCCCGCGGACAGACCACCUCGCUCCUAGCUGUAUGUAUUCUUAUUAUCUCUCGAUAUAGAUGGAAGUACAAACUAGCAUGGCUAAUGAAUUCGCCUUGAAAUUGAA
Molecule: messenger RNA, 1084 nt
Organism: Verruconis gallopava
Lineage: Eukaryota; Fungi; Ascomycota; Dothideomycetes; Venturiales; Sympoventuriaceae
Product: V-type ATPase, C subunit
Exons: 5
Coding region: 118-717 (199 amino acids)
Biological process (GO): proton transmembrane transport
Cellular component (GO): proton-transporting V-type ATPase, V0 domain
Molecular function (GO): proton-transporting ATPase activity, rotational mechanism
Source: RefSeq, a predicted model, not a curated record